This is a messenger RNA of Neogale vison (American mink), 1244 nucleotides long. RefSeq names its product myoglobin (gene MB). The transcript has 4 exons. The record is from RefSeq and is a predicted model, not a curated record. Gene Ontology annotation, biological process: oxygen transport. Bases 249 to 713 code for a protein of 154 amino acids. NCBI's taxonomy places the organism in Eukaryota, Metazoa, Chordata, Mammalia, Carnivora, Mustelidae. Gene Ontology annotation, cellular component: extracellular exosome. Gene Ontology annotation, molecular function: heme binding; oxygen binding.
GGGAGGAAGGCUGGUGUCCUCAGGCCACACCUGUUACUGGGAUGUUGGGAUCCUUGUGUCCCUGCCAGCCCUCUUCCAAUAAAGCCCCUCCAGGCCUCCAGGGAGAGGAGGAGCCUUGCCAUGUAAACUGUAUUUUUAGUUCCCUGUGCCUCCGGCUGCUAUAAGACACCUCUCCCCACCCCCAGCCCCACGGCUUGGCUGGAGGCUCCAGGAGGACAGCUGGGGAGAAAGGGAGACGUGACUGCACCAUGGGGCUCAGCGACGGGGAAUGGCAGUUGGUGCUGAACAUCUGGGGGAAGGUAGAGGCUGACCUCGCAGGCCAUGGGCAGGAGGUCCUCAUCAGCCUCUUUAAGAACCACCCCGAGACUCUGGAGAAGUUUGACAAGUUCAAGCACCUGAAGUCGGAGGAUGAGAUGAAGGGUUCUGAGGACCUGAAGAAGCAUGGCAACACUGUGCUCACCGCCCUGGGCGGCAUCCUCAAGAAGAAGGGGCAGCACGAGGCAGAGCUGAAGCCGCUGGCCCAGUCACACGCCACCAAGCACAAGAUCCCCGUCAAGUACCUGGAGUUCAUCUCAGAAGCCAUCAUCCAGGUCCUGCAGAGGAAGCAUUCUGGGGACUUCGGCGCCGACGCCCAGGCGGCCAUGAAGAAGGCUCUGGAACUGUUCCGGAACGACAUCGCUGCCAAGUACAAGGAGCUGGGAUUCCAGGGCUAAGUCCCAGCUGGGCGCCCCACCCCAACCCCCACCCCUUCGGGCCCUGGGGCCCCGGGGCAGGUGGGCCGUGAUCCUGUAGCCGUGUAGUUUGCUUCUGAGUGUCUGCUUUGUUUAUGAGACGUGGGCGGGGAGAGGCCGAGGGGCUGGGCUAGGCUGUUCCGGUAGCUUCGCAAGACUGGGGCCUGGGGUCCUCGUGGAGGGGCAUCACCCCAGGAACCAGGAGAUGUGUGGCCCUUUGCUCACUUCAUUUGCCUCUCUCCUCAACUCCAACCCAAUUCCUCCAGCCUCCAAACUCAACCACACCUUCACCUUCACCUCUAAUCCCAAAUCCAAGCCAUAAACCAAGGCCUGGCCAUAAAGAUGCUCUGACCCAUCACCCCCCUCCCCCCCACAACAAAUGUCCAUCUGCAAUGAGAAAGAGGUCUGGGCGGAGGGCGACCGUCCAUCCGGAGAGGGAGGCGGCGGGGGUCUGGAAUGUUAAGUGUGCCUUCUCAGCGAAUGGAGUGACUCACCUGGUUUUAAUAAAAGACC